UGUCAAGUGACAGUGUCAAAAAUCUAAAGCAAGCAAAUAUGGCUAUACCGGUUUUAAUAAAUCUGUAGUAGUGGCCCUCGUGGUAUAAUGAUACCCGAGAGUUAUCAUGAACGCUGUGACCGCCGCUGGUUUGGGUGUGGCAAUUGUAUUAAUAAUACUCUUCCUUAGGUGGAAAUGGAGGUCUUUUGCUGCUAAGGAAAUCGAAGAAGAUGCACAUACAUAUGUGCCGUGCGCGCCAAUGCAGGUGGUGCACCGCCUGUGUCCGCACCACAACGUGGUGCAGCGCUACGAGGUCGAGGAGAAGGACUCCUUGGACGAACACCUCGAUGUCCUCACCAGGAAACUCGCUGAAAAGGAGGGUCGUCUCCGACUAUCCAAGUCCAAGAUUCGGGAGACCCAAAACGAAAUCGAGAACCUGCACGCGAUAGACCAUGACGUGAGGGUCCGCUACCGGGAGAUCAUGGAGUCACUUCGCAAGGACCUGCUGAGCAACGAGAAGGAGUGCAAGAGGCUUCAGGAGCAGAUCGAGUGGGUCUCCCGGAGACGCGCCGAGCUUAAGGAUGAGGUCCGUCGAGGUCAGAGGUUAUACGGAGAAGCAGCAGCGGAAUUGGCGAGCAACCUUGCAGAACUGCAACGAGGCCGAGUGCCCGAUUACCGGAUCAUAGACAAGCCGCAGAGACAACCCUCGCUGACCUCCCUCAGACUGCGCAAGGAACCACAUCUACCUAGAGCCACUCCGGUCGGCUCAGUAGUCAUCAAGAGUACUCCUCCGAUGUCGCCAACGAAUGUUUCACGAGGAGAAAUAAUGGAAUGAACUUCACUUAUCUAUGACCCGGCAAGUAAAAGUCCAAAUCGUGGGUGAUUUUUUUAUAUUGAUAUUUAUUUUUGGUUGUAUUUAUUUUCAUAUUGUUAUUUAUUUAUUAAACUAUUAAAAUUA
Molecule: messenger RNA, 937 nt
Organism: Helicoverpa armigera (cotton bollworm)
Lineage: Eukaryota; Metazoa; Arthropoda; Insecta; Lepidoptera; Noctuidae
Exons: 4
Coding region: 107-814 (235 amino acids)
Source: RefSeq, a predicted model, not a curated record